Nelumbo nucifera (sacred lotus) is the source of this 3590-nucleotide messenger RNA. NCBI's taxonomy places the organism in Eukaryota, Viridiplantae, Streptophyta, Magnoliopsida, Proteales, Nelumbonaceae. The record is from RefSeq and is a predicted model, not a curated record.
GGUACGCAUACCUAUUUGGAAAUCCGGACUCCACUCUCUCACGGUAAGCAUACCACAUUUUGGGUUUUCUCGUUUAAAAGGACGCCGCAAUGGCAAUUCAGCAUCCUUUUGUGGCGCGAAGCUACUGCAACCUGGCGGUUACUCGUGUGUCCUGAUUCCUGACCUUUUUCUCUUUUUUGGCUUAUGUUAUUCAUCUUUGUGCUCAAAAUCUGUCAUUGUUUUCACCAAUUCGGAUUCGGUUCCCUCUGUUUCAAGUUGACGCAUUUUUUCGAACAUCUGUUAGACCAUUCAUUCAAAUGAUACGAUGAUGGCCGGAAUGCCAAGCGAACGCGACCUGCUCUGAGAUGGGUUCAUGAGCUCUUUACUUGUUUGAAGAAGCCUUUGCCCAUGAGGAAUGUGACUGCAGGCCUCAAACGGCGGCAUUUAGCGGCUCUAUUUCUCCACCACCCUGCAAUUCUUGCCACGAAUUUACAUUGUGGUAUUACUUCUGCAACCGUUUCAAGGAGGUACCAUUUCACAGGAGGUCAAACAACUAUUGGAAUUGGGAGAAGAUUAUUUGAUUGGAAUCCAUCAUACUUGCUGCAUAGAAAUUCGUAUGUGAACGCCUGUUCUUCAACCAGCUUCACAAGUGUCCAUGGUGAAAGCCCAUCAGCUGAGUAUGCAAAAUUAAGGAAGGAAACGCUUGAGAGUCAAUUUGGGCAUGCACUAGGAACUUAUAGCUCUAAAAGCUUUUCUGCUUACUUCCAUUUUGGUCCUUUUUUGGCCUUGUAUCGAGCAGCAAUUAUUUCAUUCCAAGUGGCAAAAUUAACCGUAUGGCACUUCUUUCUUCAAGACAUACAUAAACGUGCAGCUAAGUUUCGGGAGACUCUGAUUCGCUUGGGGCCCUUCUAUAUUAAGCUUGGGCAGGCUCUAAGCACUAGGCAAGAUAUAUUACCAACUGCAUACUGCCAAGAGCUUGCUAAGUUGCAGGAUGAGAUACCCCCAUUUCCUACUCGGGUUGCAAUUCAGUCUAUUGAGUCUCAAUUGGGUAGACCUGUUGCACAAAUAUUUGCUGAUAUCAGCCCGGAGCCAAUUGCAGCAGCAUCGUUAGGGCAGGUUUAUAAAGCUCAUUUGCAUUCUGGGGAGCUUGUAGCUGUUAAAGUACAAAGACCUGGUAUGUCACAGUUAUUGACACUUGAUGCCCUGUUGUUUAAUAUGAUUGGAGGCCAGCUGAAGCGAUUUGCUAAGGCUCGGAAGGAUCUCUUAGUAGCAGUGAAUGAGAUGGUUAGGCACAUGUUUGAAGAAAUUGAUUAUGUCCUAGAGGCACAAAAUUCUGAGCGCUUUGCUUCUCUUUAUGCAUGCUAUCGAGAUCAUGGUGAGAAUACUCCACAAAAGGAUACUAUAAGAGAAGAGAAAGCAAACUUUAUUAGGGUUCCCAAAAUAUAUUGGAACCUUACUCGUAAAGCUGUGCUAACAAUGGAAUGGAUUGAUGGAAUUAAGCUCACAGAUACAGACCGAUUGAAGAAAGCCUGUUUGAAUCGGAAGGAACUGAUUGAUAUGGGACUCUACUGCUCACUAAGGCAGGUGCUUGAAGUGGGUUUCUUCCAUGCUGAUCCUCAUCCGGGAAAUCUAGUUGCUACAGUUGAUGGCUCUCUUGCAUACUUUGACUUUGGAAUGAUGGGAGAGAUUCCUCGCCAUUAUCGUGUUGGGCUUAUUCAAGUGCUUGUACACUUUGUCAACCGUGACUCUCUAGGCUUGGCAAAUGACUUUCUUUCUCUUGGAUUUAUUCCUGAAGGAGUUGAUAUAUUGUUGGUUUCAGAUGCCUUACAUGCAUCCUUUCAUGAUGGAGCUAGGCAAUCUCAAGAUUUCCAGGGCAUAAUGAACCAGCUGUAUGAUGUCAUGUAUGAAUUUAACUUCUCUCUUCCCCCAGAUUAUGCACUUGUAACAAGGGCUUUAGGAUCGCUUGAAGGGACUGCAAAAGCAUUGGAUCCUGAGUUCAAAGUUGUGGAGAGUGCAUAUCCUUUUGUUAUAAUGAGACUUCUUGCUGACUCAAAUCCGGAUAUGAGGAAAAUACUCAGAGAGCUUCUUAUCUGUAAUGAUGGAUCCAUCAGGUGGAAUCGACUUGAACGUUUGGUUGCAGCUAUCUCUGAACAAGCGUCAGGACCAUCUGAUGCCUCAAAAUUUUCUGGAUGGUCCCUUGACAUGCAUGCUGUUGUUACUGCCACGGAAGAUCUGUUCCAUUUUAUUCUAUCUGAAAAGGGUCGUAGGGUCCAGGUUUUCCUUGUUAGGGAUAUACUUAAGGCAGCGGAUACCUUUCUACUAGAGGUUUUUCCAUGCAUAUUUGAUGAAAAAUUUGAAACAAGGGAUCUUCCAAAAUCUGAGGGACAUGAGAUGAUCAGAAGGGUGCUAAAAGGGUUUCAGUCUCUCUAUCAAGCAGUAAAGCUAGCCCCAGAGGUUUGGAUGGCAAUGCUAAUACGUAUGGCAGAAAAACCUGAGGUUCAUAAAUUUACAUUGGAUGUCAUCUCUGCCUUAGCCACACAUUGUGGUAAUACGAUGUCGGAAGAAAUAUGGCUUUGUAUAUCUAGGCUCUUCCACCAGAUGGAAAGAAACUACGGACAGAAUGAUUUGUGAAAUAGCCUUUCUUCGAUCCAGAAUACAUUGUCAUAUACAGUUACAGAAAUAUGGCUAGAAAUUCUAAUCUAUGAAGGCGUAGAUUAAUUCUCAAGCACUCCAAGAAAUUAUUAAGGGUGCUUGGAUUGUUUUUAGAAGAAAUAAUUCUCAAGGUGCUUUGAGUGGUAAACAAAAUAAACACAAUGGCAUUUUGUGCUUAGCUGUCUGGUAAGAAUUUUCUCAAGCUGUCUUGGAAAACAGCCUCUGUGUAUGUGUAGGGAUCUGUCCCUCCCCAGACUCUGCAUUGGUGGGAGCCUCGUGCACUGGGCUGCCCCAUUUAGUCUGGUAAUAAUGGGUGAAUUGAGAUAGGAUGCCCAGGUAACUGGGUACCCAAUACCUGUGGAUUGCAGUGUUGCACUGAGACGCUACAGAAACACUGGUAUCAGUAGAGACAUGAAAGUCUGGAGCUGGGACUUGUGAGAAGGUAGUCCAGACAGACUUAUGAUGUUUCUGGGUUAGAGUUGGCCUACUUCGUUAAAGAUGGUAGUGUAGUGCAAAUGGUAGUUUGGCUAAGUUCCAUUUUUGAUGUCGCUCUAAUUUCUGGUAAACGGAUUUUUACAAUUUAUUAAGUUGUGACGGUGUGCAACUGCGUGACUUCAAGAAUAUUGGGCCUGGCUUGGGUGGAUUUUGAGCGUGAAAUCAUAGAAUGGAUUUGCUAGUUGAGCCAUCUAAUCAUCCUUUCACUAUCCUCUAUACAAGGCAAGUUUCAGCCCCAAACCCUUCGCAUGUGUUUUUGUGUUAUUAACUCUUUUUUUGGGCAAACUUUUAUAUUAAAGACUUGCAAACUUGAAUAGCUAAUAUCAGUCGGGAAAAUACCAAUACAAGGUGGCAAUCUAUCAUCAGAAAAAGGAUUUAGGUUGAGAAAUAUACUUCUUCCUCUUCAUGUGCCAUCUGAAUGAGGUAACAUUAAUCUUCGAUAAAAUGGUACAAUUCAUCAAGGC